ACACCUCUUCCUUAAAAGGCGUAAAAACCGAAACAAAAUUAUGGCAAGCGAGUUGCAGUCUGAAAGUCAUCAUAAAAUCUAGAAUUAGGCUGCAUGUUAUGAUUUAAUGCUCUAUUAAAAUAAUGUACCAGCAAUUAUAAUAAAACGGCGGUAUACGAUUCCUCUGUUUGCCGUGGACGAAUUUGGUUGAUAUAAUACAAGGUACGCUUAACUCUUCUUCUCAAGACCACUCACCAUUAGCUAUGGCCAAGUCUCUGCACGCAGUCAUGGUGCCAUUCCCUGUACAAGGGGGUAUCAAUCCUCUCAUGCAAUUGGCCCACCUGCUUUCAGAAAGGGGAUUUUUCAUUACCUUCGUUAACACAGAGUGGUGCCAUCGCCGGAUGUUAGAUGCCGGUGGACAUGCUCUUCAGCAACCAGCUGAGGGGUUUAGGUUUUUGACCAUCCCAGACGGCUUACCGGCAAAGCAUGAGCGUUAUACUGAUCUUAUUACUUAUUUAAGAGCACUGGAAAAUUUAGCCCCUGUUUUGGAGCAGCGUCUUCUGGUCACUCUUUCCGAAGGCAUCCCUCCCAUCACAUGUAUUAUCGGUGAAAGCUAUAUGUCUUGCACUUACCAGCUGGCCCUAAAUCUCCGAGUACCCAGAGUUGUCUUCUGGACGAUGUGCGCGGCCUUGUCUAUUUCGCAGUUUAAAGCAGAGUUACUUCUCUCGCGGGGACACAUUCCUGUGAAAUUGGGAGAAGCGAAAAGGGCAGAGAAUUUGAUCACUUGUUUGCCGGGUAAUCUCCCGCCUCUCUUGCCGACCGAUCUCAUCUCCUUCUACCGCGCUGAGAGUGCCUCGGAUGCUUUAGUCAAAAGAUUUCUAUAUGAAAGCCAAAUGCAAAACAAAGGAGAUUACGUGCUUGUGAACACGGUGGAGGAGUUGGAAGGAAGGGAAGCAGUAGCAGCACUGUCAAUAAACGGCUGUCCUGCGAUGGCAGUAGGUCCUCUGUUUCUUCCCAAUUUUCUGGCGCACAGAGAUGUCGUUCGGUCCACCAGUAUGUUCGCAGAGGACGAGAGCUGUCUCGAAUGGCUGGACGCGCAGCAGCCGGCUUCUGUGAUUUACGUUUCCUUUGGCAGCACCGCCGUCAAAUCGAAGCAACAGCUCGAAGAGAUUGCGCUAGGGUUAGAAAACAGCCAGAGGCCUUUUCUGUGGGUUUUGCGAAAGGAUAUUGCACAAGGGGAGCCUGGUAUUUUGCCCCAAGGGUUUUUAGAGCGGAUCAGAGAUAGAGGGCUGAUUGUGAGAUGGGCACCGCAGGUGAAGGUUCUGUCCCAUCCUUCCGUUAGGGCAUUUCUUACCCACAGCGGAUGGAACUCUGUCAUGGAGAGCUUCAGCUUCGGGAUUCCUAUGCUGGGAUGGCCAUAUUUUAUGGAUCAGUUUCUCAAUUGCAGAUUUGUGAAGGAUAUGUGGAAGAUUGGCAUGGACUUUGAGGGUGUGGAUGUUGAUGAAAAUAAGUUGGUUACGAGAGAAGAAGUGGAGAAGGGGGUGAGGAGGAUUAUGGAAAGUGAAGAGGCGAGGCAACGGGUGUUUAAAUUGAAGGAGGCAGCAAUGAAAGCAGUUAACCCAGGUGGAUCUUCUUUCCUCAAUUUAAACAAGUUUGUCGAAGAGAUUACCCAGAUUGCCAAAUCAUUUGCCCGUUGAAUGUUAAAUGAUUAGCUGGGAGGCCGUGAUUGUGAAACCAUGCCGUCUAUGUUCCAGGUUACGAGAAACUGUAAAAUUUAUUGUUUCAGAAUCAUUAUUGUAAAAUUUCUGGGGUUUUAACGAGUUGCAAAGUCGUUUUCCCUUCA
Molecule: messenger RNA, 1822 nt
Organism: Cryptomeria japonica (Japanese cedar)
Lineage: Eukaryota; Viridiplantae; Streptophyta; Pinopsida; Cupressales; Cupressaceae
Product: 7-deoxyloganetin glucosyltransferase
Exons: 2
Coding region: 243-1676 (477 amino acids)
Molecular function (GO): UDP-glycosyltransferase activity
Source: RefSeq, a predicted model, not a curated record